AUGUUCAAAGCUGUAAUUUUUCUUGGUCUUGCCGCACAGGCCGCAGCGUACGGUUCAUACGUGGCCAAGAUUCCCAAUGGCGACAAAGUCGAGGGCGUCGGUGCCAUCGGACACACCAACCCGUCGGGAGGCGGCCCUCGGAACCCGUUUGGACUGGCGUUCGAUGAGGCCGACAAUGCGUGGACAACUGAGUUGUGUAAAGCAGAUUCGGACACCGAUGGUGCCACCAACGGCGAAGAACUCGGCGAUCCUUGCUGCACGUGGAAGGUCGGAACAACUUUGAGCACUGCAAAGGCCACCCACCCUGGCAAGGCCGACACUUUCACCCCCGAUCAACUCAAGUCGCUCAAGUGUGCUACUGGUGGUUCUGGCAACGCAACCAACGCUACCACCACCUCCAGUCCGUCAGGUACUGCGGCCACCCCCUCGGCGACGCCCACUGCGAGCAGUGCUGCGUCAUUGUCCGGCGCCAUGUUGACUGGCGCUGCUGUUGCAAUUGCUAUGGCGAUUCAACAAUAG
This is a messenger RNA of Aphanomyces astaci, 519 nucleotides long. RefSeq lists its product as hypothetical. The transcript has a single exon. Lineage: Eukaryota; Oomycota; Saprolegniomycetes; Saprolegniales; Verrucalvaceae. The coding region runs from base 1 to 519 and encodes 172 amino acids. The record is from RefSeq and is a predicted model, not a curated record.